This is a messenger RNA of Geodia barretti, 1377 nucleotides long. NCBI's taxonomy places the organism in Eukaryota, Metazoa, Porifera, Demospongiae, Tetractinellida, Geodiidae. The record is from the annotation of a GenBank genome assembly.
AUGAAGCCGAUGUUCGAGGCUGCGCUGGUUUCCGGCGAGGUCGAGCCUACGGUGACUCCCGUGCCCGGCGAGGACCUCACGGACAACAUCCGGCGGCUGGCGCGAGAGAUGGGCUUCGGCGAGGUGGGCUUCACCCGGUACGACCGGCGCUACACUUUCGGCGGCAAGAAGCGCUGGGCGAAGUACGAACAUGCCAUCUGCCUUGCGAUGGAGCAGGACUAUAUCAAGACUCAGGCCGGGCCCAGCCCAGAUUCUGAUAUCGCGCGCUUUGAGACCUACGAAGUGGAGCAGGAGCUCUGUCUGAAGCUGUGCGACUACCUGAGGUCGAGAGGCUACCACGCGCAGGUUCACGAUGGCAGCGAUUGCAGUGGGCCGUACAUCCCCCUGUUCGUUGCGGCCGGACUAGGACAGCUAGGCGCGAACGGUCAACUCCUGUCGCCGCAUUUCGGCUCGCGGUCGCGGCUGAUGCUGGUAACGACCGACGCGCCACUGACCUACGACAAGCCUGUUGACUACGGCAUCCAUAAGUUCUGCCAGCAGUGCCAGAGCGGAAACAGCGACGCCCAGAUGCUGAUUUCCACUCGCAUCAGGAAGUCCCCGUGGUGGCAUCUUUCAAAGGCUGCCGGCUGCUGGGCAUAUACGACUUACAACCACAUGUACCACCCGCGCGCAUAUAUCAAACCCGAGGACGGGGGGCUCCUAAAGGAGUACAAGUAUCUGACCGAGCAUGUCAGCAUGUGGGACGUGGCGGUUGAGCGGCAGAUUCAGGUUAAGGGUCCUGAUGCCGCAGAGUUCGUGAACUACAUCAUUACGCGGGAUGUGCAUACAAUGCUGCCUACGAUGCGGGCGCGGUAUGUAAUUCUGUGCAACCAGUACGGUGGCGUCAUCAACGACCCUGUGCUGCUACGCGUGGCGGAGGAUGAGUUCUGGUUCAGCAUCUCGGACUCGGACCUGCUGUUGUGGGCGCAAGGAGUGAAUCAUGCGGGCAGGUUCAAUGUGAGCAUCAACGAGAUCGAUGUGUCGCCUGUGCAGAUACAGGGGCCGAAGUCGGUGGACUUGAUGGAGAAGAUGUUCGGUGAGCAGAUCAGAGCUAUCCCGUACUACGGGCUGCUGAGGGCGACACUGAACGGGCGCGAGGUAACGAUCUCCCGCACGGGGUUCUCCGCUGAGGUGGGGUUCGAGAUAUACCUGCACGACGCGAUGCUGUACGCGGAUGAUGUGUGGCCGCACAUCUUGGAGCAGGGCGAGGAGUUCAACCUGCGUGUCAUAGCACCGAGCCACAUCAGGCGGCUGGAGGCGGGCAUACUGUCUUACGGGCAGGACAUGGACAUCGAGAACAACCCGUAUGAGGUGCGACUGGGCUGGCAGGUGACCUGA